This is a messenger RNA of Lactuca sativa (garden lettuce), 3591 nucleotides long. Its product is annotated as integrator complex subunit. The record is from RefSeq and is a predicted model, not a curated record. Lineage: Eukaryota; Viridiplantae; Streptophyta; Magnoliopsida; Asterales; Asteraceae. Gene Ontology annotation, cellular component: integrator complex. Gene Ontology annotation, biological process: snRNA 3'-end processing.
UAUUUUGUUUUUGUUUUUGUUUUUGUUUUUUUUUUUUUUGAAGUGCAUAAACCUAAAAUGCACAAGGUCUUCUUGUCGAUGUCUUCCGAGAUUUAACUUAAAAAAAAAACAGAAUGCACGCUUGCUUUUAUUUUAUUUUUUUAUUAUUUUUUUUUCUCACAGCCUCCAACAUCGAUCCUCAGUUCCUCACCAUUGACGCCUGCUUCAACCUAUCAUCUCCUCCUCGUGCCGCCUCCGUCCAGACCAGCACCGCCCUAUUCCUCCUGUCCAAUCGCACAACCAAACGCACUCUGAAGGUUUGAACCGUCGGAUUUCCCCUGAAAACGAAAAAAGGAUUGUACCUCCUGUUGCAUACACUCGCCGACUCCGACACCUACUCGCCAUAUCCGACGUCGCCUUCGCUCACCACGUUGUCUCCAUCGUGUAUUCGUCGCCGGGUGUACCUCACCUGUUCCAUAUCCUGAUUGAUACAACUCUCAUUCAUACCCAAUGAAGCUUACAUGUUUGAGCCAAAGUAGGGGUUACAAUCUUCCAUCAUGCCACAUGGUGAACUUAUCUGGUUUCCACAUCUUAUUUGAUUGCCCACUUGACCUCUCUGCUACAACAAUCUUCUCCCCUGUAUCUACUAGUUUAUAUGAACAGACAUUCACUACUCCAUCUUCAAAGAAGCUGCUUGAUAGUAACAAUUUAAUACCUAUAGAACCUUACUAUAAAACCAUUGAGGGAGUUCACCUAUGGAAUGUUUCUUUGAUUGAUGUUGUAUUGAUAUCAAGUCCAAUGGGUAUGCUAGGGUUGCCAUUUCUUACUCGAUCCAAAGGUUUUUCUGCUAAGAUAUAUGCAACUGAAGCAGCAACAAGGGUUAGUGAGUUUAUGAUGAAGGAUCUUGUUGCUAUGCAUAUGGAAUUUAAGCAAUUAUAUGGACCUCAGGAAACUAACUUCCUUCAGUUGUUCAAUUGGGAAGAGCUUGAAGCUCUUCCUCCUUCACUCAAAGAGAUAGUUCUUGGUAAGAAUGGGACCCACCUCGGGAGUUGGAUGCCACUAUACAGUGCAGCUGAUGUGAAGGAAUGUUUGCAGAAAGUUGAGACUCUUAAAUAUGCAGAAGAAGCUUGCUAUAAUGGCACAUUGAUCAUGAAGGCUUUUAGCUCUGGUUUAGAAAUAGGCGCAUGUAAUUGGAGUAUUAAAAGUCCAAAAAGGAAUAUUUCAUAUAUUUCAAGCUCUAUAUUCUCAUCUGGGGUUGCAAUGGAUUUUGAUUUCCAUGCUCUUAUAGGAAGUGAUCCUCUUAUAUAUUCUGAUUUUGCUUCAACUCUUGGUAGUGACUAUGCAAAUGCACUGGAAUUCAAUUCUGAUGAUGAUAUCUUGUUGAAUUCUGAUGAAAACUCGGAAGAAAUGGAGAAAAUGGAGUUCAUAUGCUCAUGUUCAAUGGAUUCUGUAAAAGAUGGUGGUUCUGUUCUAAUUCCCAUUGGGAGGCUUGGAAUUGUUUUGCAGCUUUUGGAGUUGUUUGCUUUGCAUAUUGACUCAUUUGAUAUGAAGGUUCCUAUAUUUAUCAUCUCUAGUGUAGCAGAAGAAUUACUGGCAUACACAAAUAUUUUACCAGAAUGGCUAUGCAACCAUCGACAAGAAAAGAUGUACUCUGGGAAGUCGGUUUUUGGUCAUGAAGAGCUCAUAAAGGAGAAAAAGAUCCACAUAUUUCCAACACUUGAUUCACAUGAAUUAUUAAUGAUGUGGCAGGAGCCAUGCAUAGUGUUUUGUCCUCACUGGAGUUUGAGGGUGGGACCCGUUGUACAUUUACUUCAUCGUUGGCAUGAGGAUCCAAAUUCCCUACUUGUUCUUGAGGAAGGAAUUGACACUGAUCUAGCACUCUCCCCUUUUAAACCUAUUGCAAUGAAGGUUUUGGAAUGCUCCUUUUAUUCAGGCAUAAAAUUGGAGAAAGUUCCACAAUUGCUGAAAAUGCUACACCCAAAACAAAUUUUGCUCCCGGAUUACACAAAACAGUUGUUUGAACCUUUGAGCAAAUCAUUGCCAUGUUUAUUCUACACAGAAUUCGAAACACUUUGCUUACCAAAUUCCAAUAAUCUUUCUGAGCUAAAUAUCGCAACAAACUUGGCCUCACAACUCACUUUCUCAAAGAUGAAAAACGAGGAGUUGAGCAUUUCAAGGUUAAGGGGUGAGCUUUAUUUGGAACAUGGGAAACAAUAUUUAAUUGGGGGAAAAGAGGUGAAGGGUUUGGAAACCGAGAUUGGGCUAUUGGUGCAUUGGGGUAAGGUUGAUUUAGAGAGUUUAGUGGUGGAAUUGGAGAAGGUUGGGGUAAAAGGGUCAUUUGAAUGUGGAUCAAAUGUGGUGAAUGUGGUUGAGCCUAACAAGGGUUUUAUAGAAGUUAAAGAAACAAGUGUUGUUAUUAGUAGUGGGGAUGAGAGCUUUGGGUUGCUCAUUUCUGAUGUGGUUCUUAGCCUUCUAAAUGGUAUCUAACACAAAUUUGCUCAUAGGGGAUUUGCUUAGGUGGGUAAGUAUGGGCAACGCGUAUUCGUGUUAAUCCGAUGUGGAGGGGUAAAAACGCCGGUAUAACGCGCCGAACACCUCGCCCGACGUGCGUUAUUAGGCGUUACGUUAUAAUACGUUACUGUGGUAACGCUCGACAACGGGAAGAAUUCCAAGCAAAAAUGAUCCAACGUCUAUAUUUUUAAUUUUUCAACCGUUGUAAAACAGUUAAAAAUGUAAAAAAAAAAAAUUAAUACAAUUUCAAUCUUUAUAUAUAUAUAUAUAUAUAUAUAUAUAUAUAUAUAUAUAUAUAUAUAUAUAUAUAUAUAUAUACACACACACACACACACAAACACAUAUACAUCAACCUUUAUAUUUUACAAACCUUUUAUUACUCUCAAAUCUUCAAAAAAAAAAAAAUUCUUUUCCCUGCUAUGGAUCAAAACCCCAACACUCCUUCAAAAAAAAAUACAUCUUCGCCUCUUGGUUUUGCACAAUACGAAAUGUACCGAACAUUCUCAACACACAAGACAACUUUUUCAAUACCGCCUCACCACCACCACAAUUCACUAUAAACCUUCCACAAAACAUUUUCAACCCAUUUGCUAUAAUUCAGAAAAUUAUCACACAGGGACAACCCACCCAACAAACUGUACUGGACGACUUGAACGACCUUGAAGAGAUCUCUUCGCCCCAACAGCCGAUAGGCCGCGACAAAGCGAGGCGUGCUCAACGGCACGCGGAUGAAGCCGAAAAUAGACGACGACAGCAAGCCGAAAUGAAACAAAAUUCUGACGAACACAACGAAAUCGCACGUAAAAGAUAUGGGUUGCAACGGGAUCAUUUUGAGUUCCUACAUCGUGAAGCCCAGGACGAUCGUAUUGCGAAAGAUUUGACAAUUCUCCAAACUAGCGAGGAUAAUUUGCCACCGAGACGGUUGGAGACACUCCGAAAAAUAAAGACGAAGAUUGAAUAAAAUAUUUAGAUGAAAAUUAGUGUUUUUUUUGUUGUAAUGUUUUUUUGUUAUUUUUUAUUUCGGUCUAUGUUUUUUUUUCGUUGGAAUAUUGUUUUAUGUUUUUUCGUUGUAAUGUAGUUUUUAAUUAGUAUUUAUUUUAA